Lacerta agilis (Sand lizard) is the source of this 2254-nucleotide messenger RNA. RefSeq names its product leucine rich repeat containing 24 (gene LRRC24). NCBI's taxonomy places the organism in Eukaryota, Metazoa, Chordata, Lepidosauria, Squamata, Lacertidae. The transcript has 5 exons. The record is from RefSeq and is a predicted model, not a curated record. Gene Ontology annotation, molecular function: protein binding. Bases 91 to 1767 code for a protein of 558 amino acids.
CGUCCUCUGGACGCCCCCUCAGCCCCGCGACCGCUCUUCCCUCGGCUUGCCGCUCCUCCUGGCGCUGCUGCGAGGCCGGGCGGCCGGCGGAUGCCAUGGAGAGGGGCCCGGCGGCGCUGCUGCAGCAGCUGCUCUAGGAUGGCUCCGGUGGAGCCCACGCUUGUUUCCCUCCUGCUGUUGGGUCUCCUCGCACUCCAGGCCCGCACUUGCCCAGCCACCUGUCGCUGCUACAGCAUGACCGUGGAGUGUGGCUCUUUGGGCCUCAAAGAGAUCCCAGGCAGCAUCCAUCCCUCCACCCAGACGGUUUUUCUUCAGGACAACGGGAUCACACAGAUUCACCAGCAAGACCUGGCGUCUCUCUCGGGGCUGCAAUACCUCUACAUGCAGAACAACACCAUCUCAGCCCUGGAGCCAGGCGCCUUCCGUAACCAGAACCGGCUGCUGGAACUGGCGCUCAAUGGCAACCGCAUCCACCUCAUCAACAGCAGCAUCUUUAAGGGCUUGGAGCACCUGCGAGUCCUUUACCUGGCGGGCAACCAGAUCACCCGGCUGCCCGACUUCACCUUCUGUGACCUGGAGAGGUUGCAAGAGCUCCACUUACAGGAGAACAGCAUAGAGACUCUAGAGGACCAGGCGCUGGCCGGUCUGACCUCACUGGCGCUGCUCGACCUCAGCAAGAACAAUCUGCGCACCAUCAGCCGGGUGGCUCUCCGGCCCCUCAUCAGUCUUCAGGUGCUGCGAUUGACAGAGAACCCUUGGCGAUGUGACUGCUCCCUGCACUGGCUGAGCUCCUGGAUCAAGGAGGAUGGUCAGCGGCUCCUGAGCCCCCAGGACAAGAAGACAGUGUGCGCGGAGCCCCCUCGCCUGGCUUACCAGAGCCUGAUGGACGUCUCCGGCAACAGCCUCAUCUGCAUCCCGCCGGUCGUGCAGGUGGAGCCCCUGGAAGUGACGGCACGGCUGGGCGACGACCUGCGCGUUUCCUGCCAGGCCUCGGGCUACCCGCAGCCCCUGGUGACAUGGCGCAAGCUGGCGCACUGGCGGGGGGCUGGGGGUGCCAAGGCCGGUGGCUCCCGGCUCCCAGGAGGGACCUUUGCCCUGAGUGAGCGCAGUGUGGGGGAGCGCUUUGAGCAGUCGGACACAGGCAGCGGGAUGCUCUUCCUCAACAACGUGACGGUGGCCCACGCCGGCAAGUACGAGUGUGAGGCCUCCAACCCGGGCGGGACGGCCCGGGUGCUCUUCCACCUCAUGGUCAACCUCUCCCAGCAGCAGCAGCAGCAGACGUCGCGCGGCUACCCGGCCUCGGUGGACAUCAGCCAGGAGCCCCUCUACGACAUGGAGAGCAUGGACUUCAACGCCCUCAGCAUGGCCACGCAGACGGCCAUCGCCGUGGCCAUCUCCCUUCUGGCCCUGGUGGCCCUCCUCCUGGUGAUCAUGAUCUACCGGAAGCACCGCAAGCGGAAAAAGGCCAAAAAGGAGGAGAACAUCCUCUAUGUCAACGACUACUCGGAUGGGCCUACCACCUUCGCCCAGCUGGAGGAGUACCGGGACGAGAGGGGCCAUGAGAUGUUUGUCAUCGACCGCAACAAGCCCCUCUUUGCCACCUACAAGGACCCCCAGGGUCUGGUGGGGGCCUUCCCCGAGCAGCUGCAGGAUCAAGCCACCCAGACCUUGGAAGGGGAAGAAGAUGGCCCCCCGGAAGCCAGCGAGCUCUUUGUCAACCAGGGACUCAUGUUCCAGCCUCAGAUUGCUUAUGAAAUCCACUGCUGAAGGAUUUUGGGGAGGCGGGGAGAGCCCACAAGCAAGGUGCCCAGGAAACCUUAGGGGUGGGUGGACUCCCCCUCCGCCCUUAGGGGAGCUGCUUCCUUGACCUUUCACCUCAGCCCCGGCCUUCCCGAUAGGUCUGCCUUCUCUGCGGUUUAAGGUGAUGCAGGAGAGGAGUCCACGAUGCUUCGGUGACCGUUAGUGGCACCCACAGGGGAGACGGGGUAUUUCUUUCUAAGCCUCUCCCCUGGGAGCAAUCUCACUCCCUGUGGCUGCCAAGUGGAAGUGUAUCUCACCCUCUCGGCACCGUUCCUCAGGAGGAAGCACUCCCAUGGUCUCUCUGGAGCUUCCCGGAUGCUCUCCGCAAAGACAGGAGAGCGGUUUAAGAGGUCUCCAUAGGAAGGUCCAUUCAGAAAGUGUGACAGGCGGUGCUAUUUUUCUAGAAAAAGGGGUGCCGGAACUCACCAUGAACACCUCCCUCGUUCUCUAAGAA